CGGAAUUAUUUGCAUGACGGAGCGGUAGGUAUGGGAUGGACCCAGAAUGUUCACAACAGAAAGUGUCAAGAUGCACUUCCAAGUUCGAAGGGAUUCGCGCAAGGGCUCCUCACGUGCUCAGGUAAAGUAGAUCACACGGCUUUACAUAGCCACGUCCUGCCUACAUUGGCAAUUGUCCAAAAGCAUCGGUUUCCUUUUUACCACUUUAGGCUUACCAUUCACCACGCGCAAUGACCCCCAUCGACUCGGAUGCUUAGCACGACAAAAGAGACGACACGUCAGCAAUCAGAUAUCUCCGCCCUAUAUGGAGAAAGCACGCACUCGCUCCCGGUACAGAAGCUGGACGCAUCACUCGCCAGCCAGAGCGCGACGCCGCGCAACUCGUCCGAUCUGCCGAGCCGGCCCAAGGGAUUGAGCCCCGCCCACUUCGCAUCGAGCCCGGGCUGCUUAUCGAGGAACUCGCGUGUCAUCCUGUGCGGCUGCAAUGAGUAUCGAGCCAACGGGUCGAAGAUGGGCUGAUCGCAACUUGGUGAUGAUGUGCCCCGGGCUGAUAGUGUUCACACGUAUACCCUUCGGCGCGAGCUCACACGCCAUGGAGCGUCCCAUCUGGAGGACGGCCGAUUUGCUGGUGUUGUAUGCGACCCAGUGGUGAUCCUGUGGGAAGCCGUCCCGGUCAAUGCGGGUGCUCGUUCUGGUUCAAGGAUGAUGCUGCCCGGAGUCCCGAGCUUCUCCAUCUGUCUCCCCACAGCCUGGGCCGCGAAAAGGACACCCGAGACGUUCACGUCCAGAACCUGUCCCCCACUUGAGCUUACAGUGUCUACAACCAAACGCCACCCACUCUGCGAAAGUCGUCAGCCUCGUACUCCAAGCACUCGGCGCCGUGCAGGAUCCCAGCGCCGGCGACGCAGAUGUCGAUGCGGCCCUCUUUCCUGACGAUUUCCUCGACGAGAGCCCACAUCCCUUUCUGGUCCGUCACGUCGCCGCUGACGUACUCGAGCCGCCCCACCCCGGGCAUCGCAGCGGCGCUCUCCUGGACGGUGCGCCAGUCUGCGUCCGGUGCAGCAGGGAUGUCGAGGCAGUACACGGCCGCGCCUGCCUCCGCCAGCGCCAAGGCCAUCUCGAGGCCAAUGCCACGGUGCGCGCCGGUGAUGAGCGCCACGCGGUUGGAGAGCGAGAAGAGCGAGAGCGCAGUGGGGAGGGCGUGGGCCCCUGCUAGAGCAGAUUCGACGCCGGGUCUCAGAGCCAUAGGUUCGGUAUUGUGGACGGGAGGGACAUGGAGGUGGAGUUAUAUAUGCGCGGGUGGACUCGUGGGGAUGAAUUGCGGAUGACGUCCGAGUUGCUCUCAGCUGACGGGAGUCAGGGGAUCUCUUAGCUCCCUCUUACUCACGCAUUCAAGUGUUGGAUGCCACGCGAAGUCACUGUUCGUCGACUGCGUAUAGAGACUAUCCAAAGAUUUUGAAAGGACCUUGAUGGAUUUAUACUGAUGUAAGGUGAAGCCUUUGUGUCAUC
Mycena citricolor is the source of this 1509-nucleotide messenger RNA. Lineage: Eukaryota; Fungi; Basidiomycota; Agaricomycetes; Agaricales; Mycenaceae. The record is from the annotation of a GenBank genome assembly.